AUGUCGUCUAAUAUUUUUUAGAAUAUAUGUCGAAUUCACAACAGUGAAGUAAUUGCUAUUAAACUGUCUGCCAAUAAGUAACUAGAUGAUAUUCUUAUGUGUGUGUAUUGUUUAACAGGAAAUGCACAAUAAUCUGUUGUGCCUAUAAAUGAAAUCUAAAGAUUCUAUGAAACUAAAAUUACAAUAAUUAAAUAGUUAGAAAUGGAAAAGCAUUUAUUAAUUAAGACAUCUCUUGGUAUAAUAAUGGAUACUUUGAAUUAGUUGAAAAAAGAUUUAAAUGUUUAAUUGGAUAAAGGAAUUAGAUUGAUUCAAAACCAAUUAUAAAUGGAGAAUCAAAAAUGUACAAGUGAGCAUAAUAUUAAUGAAGAUAAUGAGAAGACUUUGACUGAUUAUAUUCAAUUAAUAGUUGAUAGUAAAUUCAGUUACUGUUAAUACGAAGGAAAUGAAGAUUAAUUUAGUUGGAUCUAAUCACUAUAUCAAGAAUUAAAGAGAUUCAAUAAAAUUUCAGAAGUAUAAUACUGCUUUUUAAUAUUGGAAGAUCUAAAAAAAUAAUAUUUAAUAAAAGAUUAGAAUAUAAAGACACAAAAUUAAAUUUAACAAUUUUAUUAAUCGAUUUCUUCUCAUUAAUUAAAUGAGAGAACUCCUAAAUUAGAUUUUAAUUGUAAAAUACACAGCAAAGAAAUUAUAUUAUUUGAUUUGAAUCCAGAAACAGAAAAGCAUUAGCGAUUAUGUUGUGUGGAAUGUAUGCCAUCUAAUUAUGUAUCAUUAAAUAAAGCAUAGGAUAUAUGGUAAUAAUUUGAAGCUAAAAAAAUUAAUUAUUUCUAAUAAUAAAUAUUAAAUAAAGAAUAACAAUAUGAACAAGUCUAAGAAUAGAUUAUUAAAAUUGAAUAAUAAAUUAUAGAAUAGAUCAAAGAUCUAAGGAUUAAUUUCGAAUAGAAUCUAUUGAUGAUCAAAUAAAAAAAUAAUUAAUACCUUAAUUUAAUUAAGUAGGAUUUCUAAAAUCUAAAUCAGACUGAAUUAUUAGAAAGAGCUGAAAUUUUAAGUAAAACAGAAGAAAUGUAAUAAAUAAUAAUUUCUUAAGAAUAUUAAGAAAUCUAAGAUUCUGUUCUACAUUAAUUGAAAAAGUAGAUUUAGCAAUUAUAACAUUAUUAAUAAAAUUUAUAUGAUAAUCUAAGAUCUACAUUAUGUAAUUCUCAAGAAAUAAGUAAAGCUACAAGUUAAUCAGAUUAAUAAAAUAAUAUUAAUAAUUUACAUUAUUAAAUUACUGAAAAUCGAGAAUAUUCAAAUAGUAAUUAAAUGGAAUUUUUUACAUAGAGAUCUUAAGAAUCUCUAGAUUGGUAAAAAAAUAGCAAUGAAAAUUAAAAAGAAUUUAAUAAUUAAACUAUGUAAACAUUAAAUAUUAUGAAUGAAAAUCGUUAGACUAGAAGUGCUUCUGCUUAGGUGAAAUCUAAAAUGAAGGAAAAUGAAAAAUAAAUAAUAGAAGAACACUAAAUGGAAUUUUAAAAUGAAAAUAAUUAUGAAUUAAUUGAUAGAUUUCCUUAAGAAUAGAGUUGUCAUGCUUUAUAAUUUAAUUAUGAUAAUCAAAUAAUGAUUAGUGGUUGUUAAAAUGACAUAACAGUUUGGGAACUCAAAAAUGGAAAAAUAUCCAAAAAAUAGUAAUUAGAAGGUCAUUCAAAUUUAGUCAUUUCUUUGUUUUUCAGUUUUACUAAAAAUGAAUUUAUAUCUGGAAGUACAGAUAAAUCAAUUAGAUAUUGGUAAAUUAUUGAUAAUGCAUGGGUUUGUUCAUAAAUAUUAUUAGGACAUAAAAGAUAAAUAGAUUGUUUAUUAUUGGAUAAUAAAUGUAAUUAAAUAAUAUCAUGCAGUUGUGAUAAAUCAAUAAGAAUAUGGAGAAAAAAUGAAUAAUUAAAAUGGAUAUAAGUUUAAGUAUUAACCAAUCAUUAAGCCUAUGUUCGUUGUAUAAGUUUCAGCAAGUCUUAAGAGUAGUUUGUAUCUUGUGGAGAAGAUAAGAUGAUAAUAAUUUGGGAAAUUGAUGAAUUUAAAGAAUGGAAAUAGAAAUAAGUAAUUAGAAAUGAUGACUAUGGAUAUAGAAUAUGUUUUGUUGAAGAUGACUUAUUAUUAUGGUAACCAAGAAAUAUUAAUAAAGCAAUUAUAUUUUAAUGGGAAAGCAACUCAAAUUAAUUUAUUUAGAGUAAUUAAAAUAUAUAAUUAAAUUAAUCAAGUAAUGGAUAUCAAAAUUUUUUUCCAUCUAUUUAUAAUUAAUAUAAAUAAGUAGUAAUAAAUAAACAUGGAAGAUAUGUAUAUAUUUUAAAAAAAGAAUAAAACAAUACUUUUUUGAUUUCUUAAGUGAUAGAAGUGGGCCAUUAUUGUAAUUAUGGUUCAUUAUCACCUAAUGGUGAAUAUUUGGUGAUAUGGGAUGAAGGAUCUAAAAAUUUUUAAAUAAGAAAAGCCAAAUUUUGA
Paramecium pentaurelia is the source of this 2457-nucleotide messenger RNA. Lineage: Eukaryota; Ciliophora; Oligohymenophorea; Peniculida; Parameciidae. The record is from the annotation of a GenBank genome assembly.